AUGAAAAAGAUUAAUGAUGAUAAUAAGAGUUCUGGCGGAAGAGUUGAAUUAGAAGUGAAUGAUGUUAAUGAGAAAUUAGCCGAAAAAGCAGAUAAAAACCAUGUUCAUUAUAUAACUUCAGACGAACAGAUUAUAACGGACUACCAUGGAUAUUUAACACGAAGUGAUGAAGUGAAGACAAAAAAUGUUAAUGAAAGAAGAUAUAAAUACAUUCGUGCUAAAGGUUAUGACAUAAGCUGUACUGUACAGUAUGAUGUAGCUAAAGCACCAGAAGCAUUUGGUUAUAACGAUGAAAUUUAUGCCUCUACUUUCAAUGUUAACGGUGUAUUAGUUGAACCAAGAUUUACUUUGAGAGUUAAGUCAAAAAUAACGUUUGAAGAUGCUAUUAAAAGUAAAGCUGACAAAGUUGAACUCGAAGCAACGAACAAAGUUUUGAAAUCUCAUAAACACAACAUCUCCGAUAUAAAUGAACUUCAAGCUACAUUAGACAGUAAAGCUGACAAGAACCAUACACAUAAAUCCUUCACUACUGUUAGAGCAGACGACAUAAUAUUGAACUUUGACCUUGGUUCAAGUGCACCAUUAGAAAAUCCAAGUACAAGCGUAAAAGAUACUCUUAACAAUUUAGAUAACAGUUGCAGGAACAUUGAAAGUCAUGCCAGAAACUUUGAAGCAUAUGAACUACCAGCAAUGUUAGAUAAGAAAGCAGAUAAGAACCAUACACAUGAUUUCUUCACAACUGUUGGUAUAGAAAGUAUUGAAGGAACGGUUGAAGAAACUGGUGGGGAUGCAAUAUAUUGUAAACCUCCUAACUUUCCACAAGGUUUAACAUCGGAUGACGACAUAACGACGAUGAGAAACAUUAGAUGUAAAGAUGUUUAUGUCAUGAAGGAUGAACAUAAUAUUAAAUUCACUGCUCAAGAUUUAUAUGACAGUAAAGCUGACAAGAACCAUACACAUAAAUCCUUCACUACUGUUAGAGCAGACGACAUAAUAU
Messenger RNA from Trichomonas vaginalis G3, 997 nucleotides. RefSeq names its product keratin-associated protein family. The transcript has a single exon. The record is from RefSeq and is a predicted model, not a curated record. The annotation marks the transcript as partial. Lineage: Eukaryota; Parabasalia; Trichomonadida; Trichomonadidae.